This is a messenger RNA of Myotis brandtii (Brandt's bat), 1258 nucleotides long. It is a transcript of the gene MOCS2, whose product is annotated as molybdenum cofactor synthesis 2. Gene Ontology annotation, cellular component: cytosol. Gene Ontology annotation, biological process: Mo-molybdopterin cofactor biosynthetic process. Lineage: Eukaryota; Metazoa; Chordata; Mammalia; Chiroptera; Vespertilionidae. Gene Ontology annotation, molecular function: molybdopterin synthase activity. The record is from RefSeq and is a predicted model, not a curated record. The transcript is spliced from 7 exons. The coding region runs from base 170 to 883 and encodes 237 amino acids.
GUCGAAGUGUUGUAUUUUGCAAAAAGUGCUGAAAUCACAGGAAUUCGCUCGGAGACCAUUUCUGUGCCCCAAGAAAUAAAAGCCUCGCAGCUGUGGAAUGAGAUAGAAACGCGGCAUCCGGGGUUGGCUGAUGUCAGGGACCAGGUGAUACUGGCUGUGCGUCAGGAAUAUGUCGAGCUUGGAGAUCAGCUCCUUCUGCUUCGAUCAGGAGACGAAGUCGCCAUCAUCCCCCCCAUCAGUGGAGGCUAGUGCUGGGGGGCCCCUGGAGCAUGUGAGGGCAGAUGUGGGUGAAGAUGACGAGAAACCUAAAGAUAUCAUCAGGUUCACCGCCGAGACGCUGUCCGUGGAGGAAGUCUCGCGGCUGGUGACCUCCCCGCUCUGCGGUGCAGUGUCCCUGUUUGUGGAAUAUUGCAACGUAAUCUUCAGACAGAUCUGUGCGCUACUUGUCUAUUCCAAAAUAACCCUGUUCUUGCCCUGGCUGGUGUGGCUCAGGUGGUUGGCUGUCGUCCGUGCACCAAAGGGUCGCCGGUUCAGUUCAGGGACCACAAGGAAUCACUUUGAAGGGAAAAAAGUCAUUAGCUUAGAGUACGAAGCAUACAUACCGAUGGCAGAAAACGAAGUCCGGAGGAUUUGUGGUGACGUGAGGCGGAAGUGGCCGGUCAGGCACAUCGCGGUGUUCCACAGACUCGGCCUGGUCCCCGUGUCCGAAGCAAGCGUUGUCAUCGCCGUGUCCUCGGCCCACAGGGCUGCGUCCCUCGGAGCCGUGAGCUACGCCAUCGACGCUCUGAAGGCCAAGGUGCCCGUGUGGAAGAAGGAAAUAUACGAAGAAUCGUCAUCAUCUUGGAAGAGAAACAAAGAAUGCUUUUGGGCAGCCAGCGACUAAGUCACUCACGUUGGUGACGUGGCCGCCUGACCUUGGGCCACAAUCUGAUUUUCCUUCUCCAGAGCUCAGGAGCGUUUAGGGUGAGGUCUUACACUGGAGCUAGAGAGAGGGACCGCCUUUAGGGGAAACGGAAGAAUAAUUUAAACGCGAGGAAAGAUGUCAGCGGUAGACAAAUGAGCUCAUGACGAAUGAUUGUAACUGGACUCACGAGUCUGUCUCAGAACCCACCUCCCCAUCCCCCCUCCCCACAGCCAGGGUGCCACUAUGGUGCUGGCUGGAGGGCGCACAAAGUCAUUACUGGACAGUCAUGAUAUAUUUUAAGAAUUUAUAUAUUUAAAAAGUAAACCAAAUAAACAUUAAAAACGUUUAUGAGCA